Molecule: messenger RNA, 868 nt
Organism: Orussus abietinus
Lineage: Eukaryota; Metazoa; Arthropoda; Insecta; Hymenoptera; Orussidae
Product: translation machinery-associated protein 7 homolog
Exons: 2
Coding region: 159-353 (64 amino acids)
Source: RefSeq, a predicted model, not a curated record
GUGCGAUCGCGCGACCCUGCACGUGAGCAAUCUCCCAACUCAUCUCUGUUGCAUAUUGCCAAAUUUCUUGUCUAUUCUCUGGAAUUGUGACUGACGGCUUGGCGAUUGAUUAUUAACAAAUUCCGUAGUCAUUAAACGAUAUAUAAAAACUAAUAAGAAUGUCUGGCCGAGAAGGGGGAAAGAAGAAACCACUGAAAGCACCGAAGAAGGAAUCGAAAGAAUUAGAUGAUCAGGACGUAGCAUUCAAGCAGAAACAGAAGGAACAACAAAAAGCCCUUGCCGAGGCAGCGAAGAAAGCCAGUCAGAAGGGACCUCUCGUUACGGGUGGAAUUAAAAAAUCUGGGAAGAAGUGAUAAUCGUAUGUGGAAUCAUGGACAUUAUCGAUAAGACACGGAGUCAUUUGAACGCCGUGCUUGGUUUAAAGCUGCCGAUGAGUGCCCGCGCCACCCAUCUUUUUAUUUUAUUAAUUCACCUCCCUAUUUUGAAUGUCCCACCUUUGUAAAUAAAAUAAUUCAGCCAUAGGUCUAUUCGUCGCCGUGCAAUUGCUGUUAAUAUCGUUUAGUUAUCGAUAAAGUUUUAUUCCUUGUGGGGAUACUUUAACAUACAUGUCCAUAAUUUAGCAUACUUCUAAAUGACCAUUGUACUCCGUGUCACCAUGUAUGAAACUUGUACAAGCAUAAGAUAUCGCACAGUUUAAAAGAUUUCUUACGCUCGUAUGUCUCGAUGCGUGUCUUAUCACCUCGCGCAGUAUAAUUAGAUCGUUCCAUUUGUUUGCAGCUAACGGAUCUAUGUAGAAGUCAUUUUAUAAUAUCUCAACGUGCAUCGUUAAAGAGUCCGAAAAUGAAGAUUCUCUGCAAUUGGAAAAAAA